GGUUCCGGGCCGCGCGGCGCCAUGGCCUCGCUGUGGCGGCUGAAGCGGUUCGAUGCCUUCCCCAAGCCCCUGGAAGACUUUCGGGUCAAGACGUGCGGGGGCGCGCUGGAGCUGGGGAAAGAAGAAGUGUUUGAUCCAAACUCUUUGGAUGCUGAUGGCUGCGAGAGCUGUUGUGCGGAGUCAGAGGACGUUCGGUGUUGUAAUAGUUGUGGCGAUGCCAGAGAAGCAUCCAGGCGGCGAGGCUGGGCCUUCAAGAACCCGGAUAGCAUAGAGCAGCGCAAGAGGGAAGGGUUUAGCCAGAAAAUGCAAGAGCAGAAGAAGGAGGGCUGCCAAGUGUAUGGUUUCCUAGAGGUCAGCAAGGUAGCUGGAAAUUUUCAGUUUGCCCCAGGGAAAAGUUUCCAACAGUCUCGUGUACAUGGUAUUUUCUUUUGCUGUUUAUUGUGGCCUUGAGCUUCCAAGUGUACCUGACCAUUUUCUUUUAGUAUCUUUGCAUUGU
Molecule: messenger RNA, 496 nt
Organism: Gymnogyps californianus (California condor)
Lineage: Eukaryota; Metazoa; Chordata; Aves; Accipitriformes; Cathartidae
Product: endoplasmic reticulum-Golgi intermediate compartment protein 3-like
Biological process (GO): endoplasmic reticulum to Golgi vesicle-mediated transport; retrograde vesicle-mediated transport, Golgi to endoplasmic reticulum
Cellular component (GO): endoplasmic reticulum; COPII-coated ER to Golgi transport vesicle; Golgi membrane
Source: RefSeq, a predicted model, not a curated record